Molecule: messenger RNA, 1941 nt
Organism: Brachypodium distachyon (stiff brome)
Lineage: Eukaryota; Viridiplantae; Streptophyta; Magnoliopsida; Poales; Poaceae
Product: calmodulin-binding receptor-like cytoplasmic kinase 3
Exons: 7
Coding region: 442-1680 (412 amino acids)
Biological process (GO): protein phosphorylation
Molecular function (GO): ATP binding; protein kinase activity
Source: RefSeq, a predicted model, not a curated record
CGUCGUUUACCAGUCGCCCGCCCGAGUCGUCGGUCUCGGCGGCCUCCCCCAGUCCGCCUCCUCCAGUCCCCGCACACGGUUUCUCCCAAGCGGCUUCUUCCUCGCCAUUUCCGCUCAAACGUUUUCCGUGGAUCCUCGAUUUGGUGGAUUCGGCGGCCGCGGCGGCGGAGCGCGGCGCUCGAGCUUUCCCCUCCGUUUAUGUUGCACCACUAUAAGAGAAAAGAGGACAUCUUUUGCUCUGAAAUGAUAUAGGUUUGGAGGCAUAUGUUCGAGAAAUCCUGCUCUGGAGUGAGAUAGGUUUGGAGGCAUAUUAGGACAACUUCUGCUCUUAACUCAGAUAGAUUUGGAGGCAAUUUUCUAUACAUAAUUGUGCUAAUGUGCGACAUCAAAUACAAAUGAGACACAUCAGUUUUUAUCGGAAUAUUGGAGACAGAUAACGUUAUGGUAGCCACCACAACUACAGGAAUGUUCCUUCUGUGUUUUGAUGCCUUGUGCCCCUGUUUUGGAUCAAAAAGGAAGGAUGGAAGUGAAGAUCCUGUUCUUGCAAGAGGUGCAACUUCCUCAAGUUCUUUUGAACUGAGGUCAAUUUCUGACAGAAUUUCCGGAAGCCCUCUUCGAGUACCUCCAAGUCCAUCUAGGUUUUCACUGUCUUCACCUCCAAGUCGAAAUGAUCCAUUGAACCUCAGUCUUGAACAAGUUAUUAAACUGACACGGAACUUCUCACCGGCCUUGAUGAUUGGUGAAAGUUAUUUCGGGAAGGCCUACAGAGUGGAUCUGCAAGAUGGACUUGUUGUGGCUAUUAAAAGGGCAAGGAAGGAACAUUUUGCUUCUUUACAUGCAGAAUUCAGAAACGAAAUUGCACUACUAAAAAAAAUUGAACACAGGAAUUUGGUCCAAUUACUUGGUUAUAUUGACAAAGGGAAUGAAAGAAUUGUCAUAACUGAGUUUGUUGCAAAUGGCACUCUUAGGGACCAUUUGGAUGGACAACACGGGCUAGUAUUGGGAUUUGGUCAGCGGCUUGAAAUAGCCAUAGAUGUUGCCCAUGGAUUAACUUAUUUGCAUUUAUAUGCAGGCAAACAGAGAUAUUCUAAUUUGAACAUUCCUUCUGGCAAUUUGCAUAUAUCUUGUCUCAAAUUAUCGUGUACUGUUAUGCUUUUAGAGAAACCCAUAAUACACCGGGAUGUGAAGUCAUCAAACAUUCUACUAACUGAAGGCUUCAGGGCCAAAGUAGCCGACUUCGGAUUUGCAAGAAUUGGUUCUACAGAGCCAGGCCAGUCAGUGAUACAGACUGACGUGAAAGGAACGGCUGGUUAUGUAGACCCAGAGUAUCUGCGGACAAACUAUCUGACAGUCAAGAGUGAUGUGUUCUCUUAUGGUAUCUUGCUCCUGGAAAUCCUUUCAGGCCGUCGUCCUAUUGAGGUAAACAGGGGAGCAAGAGAAAAGAUUACCGUGAGAUGGGCCUUUGAGAAAUAUAACAAAGGCGAUGUGCAGUCCAUACUGGAUCCAAUGUUGACUGAAUCAGUAAAUGAGGAUAUACUGAAUAAAACUUUUGAUGUGAUGUUCCAAUGUGUCGCUCCUACCCGUGCGGACAGGCCACCAAUGAAAGAAGUCGUUGAGAAGUUGUGGAAGAUAAGAAGGGAUUAUGCAAAAACCCAAAACAGAGCAGAAGUGGCCCUGUAAAUGUCUGGCACAGGGCUGCUUGCUGCUGCUUUUGCUGGAGAGAACAUGGCUGUACUCCGUUCUUUUUUUUCUUUGACAGCUGGCUGUACUCCGUUCUUGCUAAGACUAAAACGAACAUUACCGUGAAUGUGAACAGCUGAAAUCUGUACAGGGUUGCAACACUUGUUCUAUGUUGUAUAUCUUGGUGUAUUCAUGUUUAAGAGAUGAAUUUGAUGUGCACCGGCUGGCAAUAGAAGAUAUCUGUGUGUCAGUGUUUUCAAU